AUGAGAUCGUUUGAGGAGAAGUACGUGGAACUGAGCUGUCUUGGCCAAGGUGGCUUCGGCUCAGUCUACGCUGGACUCCGUAUAGAUGACAAUCUGCCUGUGGCAGUCAAGCACGUUCCCAUUGAUAAGGUGAUAAAUACAACUGUGACCCUGCGUGGGAAGCUCUGCCAGCUCCCCCUGGAGGUGGUGCUCCUACUGAUUGUAGGACAGGGUGGGGCAGACAUGGCUGAGAAGGCCAGGGGUGAGGAGUUGAGGGGUGAGGCCAGGGUUGGAGACGGUCAGGCAGCAGUGGAGCUGCUGAACUGGUACGAGCUGGACCAAGAGCUCAUUAUAGUUCUGGAGAGGCCUGUACCCGCCGUGGAACUGUUUGACUAUAUCCAGGAGAGAGGAGGAUGUCUUCCAGAGGAUCAGGCCAAAAUCAUUCUGAGGCAGCUGGUUGAGGCCAUGGUCAAUUUUCACUCUUGGGGUGUCCUCCACCGAGAUAUUAAGCCAGAGAACCUUCUGGUCGAGACCGGAUCUGCAGUUCCACGGAUUAGGGUUCUGGACUUUGGCUGUGGCUGCAUUAUUCAAGAAGCACCCUACACCGAGUUCCUUGGGACCAAAAUGUACAUCCCUCCUGAAUGGUACCUCCAUGGUUCCUACAAGGCGGUUCCAUCCGCUGUCUGGCAGCUGGGGGUACUGUUAUACAACGUGCUGUCUGGGAUAUUCCCCUUUCGCACACCCGACCAGGUCCUUUAUUGUGAUCCUAUCCCUACCAUGGAUGGGUUUUCCAGCCGGCAACACCAAGAGGUGUAG
This is a messenger RNA of Hypomesus transpacificus, 795 nucleotides long. RefSeq names its product serine/threonine-protein kinase pim-3-like. Gene Ontology annotation, molecular function: protein serine/threonine kinase activity; ATP binding. Gene Ontology annotation, biological process: negative regulation of apoptotic process; protein autophosphorylation; regulation of mitotic cell cycle. The transcript is spliced from 7 exons. Bases 1 to 795 code for a protein of 264 amino acids. The record is from RefSeq and is a predicted model, not a curated record. Gene Ontology annotation, cellular component: cytoplasm. Lineage: Eukaryota; Metazoa; Chordata; Actinopteri; Osmeriformes; Osmeridae.